GAACGGGUUGAGGCGCGCAGCGGGUCGCCGCCGUCGUGUCCCCGCUCCGGUCCCCGCUCCCGCUCCGCCGGCGCCGCGCGAGGGCCCCGCGCCAUGUCCUUCCGCCAGAGGAGCCCGCACGGCGGCGGCACCGCCGGCAGCCCACAGCCUCCACCUCGGUGGUCUCAAGGAAGGAAACGUGGAGCAGAUGGAAAACGGAGAAAGAAUGAACCAGAUUCAUCUGUUUUUGGUGAAAAUGAGCAUAGGCCUUCUGACAGCAGGCUGGACAGUUUUACAACACCAGAAGGCCCUGGACCCCUUUCACGGUGUUCAGACUGGGGAACUGCAGUGGAAGAAGAUGAAAUGAGGACCAGCGUUAACAAAGAAAUUGCAAGAUAUAGAAGAAAACUCCUAAUAAAUGAAUUUUCAAGAGAAAGGAAGUCCUCCUCUGGAAGUUCUGAUUCGAAGGAGUCCACUGUCUCAGUAGAACUUGAGACGGAUGAAGUAGUUUUGAUGAGAAGACAAAAACAGAUAAACUAUGGAAAAAACACAAUUGCAUAUGAUAGAUACAUUAAAGAAGUUCCUAGAUGCCAUCGUAUACCAGGAAUUCAUCCCAGAACUCCAAAUAAAUUUAAGAAGUACAGCCGUAGGUCAUGGGACCAGCAAAUUAAGUUAUGGAAAGUUGCAUUGCAUUCCUGGGAUCCCCCUACUGAAGAAGGAUGUGAUCUGCAAGAAAUUAGUCCUGUUGAUCUUGGCGAGAUGGAGACAGAAUCCAUAGGAAGCAAUUCUACUGAAUCUCAAACAAGUUCUCAAGAUAAUGAUGACACUUAUUCUGGCACUCCCACAAAAGUCAGACAUGUCAACUAUCAAGCAGAAGGUGAAUUUGACUUAGAAGCAUGUUUGAGUGAGCCACUUAAAGAUUUCAACACUGUGAGUUAAAUAGUCUUGGGCAAACUGUUUUAAUGGAAGUUUCUUUUAAAUUUGAAAGGUUAGCCUGAUUAAUCAACUGGGUGUUAUCUACCUGUUAAUAGUAUGAAAACUUGAGCAAAGUUAAACUGUUCUCUAAGCUGUGGUUGGUCUAUAUAUCCUGUGGACCAAACCUAUGUAAAAAUAGAAUUAAGUUGUGUGACUUCUUUUUAACUUCUAAUUUAUGUGUAUCAGAUUUUUUUUAUAAAACUUUUCAAUACAAAAAUAGCCAAAGGCAAUGCUGUCCACAAGUAAUUAUAAAUAGUUCAGUUACAUCUCAUUGUUUUUCCCAUAGUUGAGUUUAUUUCACUUGCUGCCUGCAGAUCAAAAGCAAAGUAGGGAGAUGUUUUUGACCAUCUAUGUAUUACUUUGCUUUUCUGCCUGGCUCUGCUAUGAAAGGUCUAUCAAUACGUAAUGCAGGUGGCAGCUGAACCAUGGUGAUGAUUAGUACUAGCAAACAGGGCCACUGCAGUUAAAAGCAGUAGCCUGAGAAGUCUGUAAAUAGUCAUGAACUCUUAAAGCAUUCAAGAAAACAGUGUCUAGGCAAAAUGCUCAAGUCUCUUUAAUUUGCUGAUUUUAAAUGUAAAACUGUUGUAAAUGAUAACACUGUACAGUCUUUCUGCUGAAAGCAGUUAAUGUUUCCAUUGCUUUUUUUGUAUGGGAUGUUGCUGGAAAAUAA
Rhea pennata is the source of this 1624-nucleotide messenger RNA. It is a transcript of the gene SLBP, whose product is annotated as stem-loop histone mRNA binding protein. NCBI's taxonomy places the organism in Eukaryota, Metazoa, Chordata, Aves, Rheiformes, Rheidae. The record is from RefSeq and is a predicted model, not a curated record. Gene Ontology annotation, cellular component: histone pre-mRNA 3'end processing complex; cytoplasm. The transcript is spliced from 8 exons. Gene Ontology annotation, biological process: mRNA transport; mRNA 3'-end processing by stem-loop binding and cleavage. Gene Ontology annotation, molecular function: mRNA binding; histone pre-mRNA stem-loop binding. Bases 94 to 918 code for a protein of 274 amino acids.